Molecule: messenger RNA, 2277 nt
Organism: Trichogramma pretiosum
Lineage: Eukaryota; Metazoa; Arthropoda; Insecta; Hymenoptera; Trichogrammatidae
Gene: temp
Product: protein prenyltransferase alpha subunit repeat-containing protein 1
Exons: 2
Coding region: 916-2217 (433 amino acids)
Biological process (GO): protein prenylation
Cellular component (GO): cytoplasm
Molecular function (GO): protein prenyltransferase activity
Source: RefSeq, a predicted model, not a curated record
CAUCGGGCGGCUCAUCUUUUUGCGGGCUUCUCGAUUUAAUUGAGCUCUUGGCUGCUGCGCUUUACGUGCGCACGACUGACUUUAACGUACGAUCUGCGAUUGGCUUGUUUACGCGUCAACGAUCAUAACAAACCAAAGCUCAUAACCUAAGUCUCUGUGAGCGCUGCGAACUGCAACGCUUGCCGCACACAGCGAAACACGAUAAAGCCUGACCGAGCAGUUCCGAGACUUCCGAGACUCGUUAUAGUGGCAGUGCACUUGUGCCGCAGUCAGUGCAUCGGCGCGACUGCGUCAGGCAGCAGCAGCAGCAGCAGCAGCAACAGCAACUUUACACGUACGCCAAGAGGCAAAAUAACGGCAGCUCCCGCGGCAACGGGCAUUAACGCACAGCGGCAGUGACCGCACUCAGCAGGUGUGUCGCACCUUAUACGCGCUGCAAUAAAUGAAUCAAGUGCUAUGCCGCCUGCUAUGUAUACUUGAAGGGCGCACCAACGCUACUCUUUACUCCUAUACUUGCCUAUAUAAGUAUAAAAACAUGCUACACACGUAUACACCUGCAGCUCAGAUAUAUACUAUUUACGAGCCAACUAGUAAGGACGAAACCUUAGUUAUAUCUACUUCUUCUGUAUGCAUCAUUCUACGUCUAUGGGACUGACGGGCACGUAUCGAUGCAACAAUAUUAUACUCGCAUGAAUGGAAAUAAAGUCAGCUCUGAUAGUUAUUUUUGCAGGAGGCAUUUUUCAACUCCUUGGUACAUUAGACUUUGUGCGUACAGUACGAGCUCGUAAUAGAGCAAAACUUUGUCCAAAGCAUUACAAAUGUUUACAUUUAUUAAUGGGACACCUUUAGUCAUUUGAUAAGUAUAAGUCUUUUAGAUAGAAAAACGUAUAAGCAAUAAUUGACGCUGCCUGUAAAAUGCUGGAGGAAAGCUUUCCUGCGGCUGAAAGGAUUUUAUCAGACCUUGAAAAUAUUUUUAAGAAAAAUCAAAACUUAUCAAGUUUUGAAAUUAUACCCGCUGAAGAUAAUGGGAACAAGUCACCAGUACAUUAUGAUGAGAAUGCUGUAGGCUUAGAAUCAUGGUGUGUCAAGCCACUUUUUUGUUAUGUUUACCAUAGUUUGAUAGAAUCAAGAAAAAAUAUUUUAAGAAGAACGGAUACAUUGACCCUAUCUCGCUGGUUAUUUGGAGCAUUAUUAUUGAAUCCUGACAUUUCUACAUUUUGGAAUAUGAGAAGAGAAUUUGUAAGAUGUGGCAAAAUUGAUUCACUGGAAGAAUUGCGUUUUAUUGGUAUUGUUUUAUAUUUCAAACCAAAAUGUUUCGAAGCAUUUUCUUACAGAAGUUGGAUUUUGAAUUAUGUUCUCCAAAGAAAAAAUGACUUGAGUAUCAAUCUGUUGUUACUGUUCCAAAAAGAAAUGCAAACUUGUGAUAUGGCAGCAGAAAGAUAUAAAAAUAAUUGUCACGCCUGGAGUUACCGAAGCCAUGUGCUUACAGAGAUAAAAAAAUCAUAUCCAGAACAAUUUAAUUUAUUUUUAAGGAAGGAAUGGCAAGAUUCCAGAAAAUGGUGUUGUUCUCACAUUUCAGAUUAUAGUGGAUUGAGUUAUAGACAAGUUUUGUUGAAACUACUAUUAUUGCAUAAUUUAGAAAUAGAUAGGAUAUCUCCACAGCUGUCAUUAGCAAAAGAUAUUAUUUUUAAGUUCAUAAAAAUUGCAAAAGAGUAUUAUGAUGCAACAAAUUUCUCCAACUUAUCCCACAAAGACAUUUUAGAUCUACUACAUGGAACAGAGUCAAUUGAGGACCCUGGUAUAGCGUAUGAACAGUCAAUUAUAAGUGUUUCAUACUGGAUAGAGGAUUGUUUGAUGAAUGAACAAUUAAUUUGCAUGUUUCCUGGUCAUGAAGCACUAUGGUGUCACAGACGAUUUUUAGCGAUAAUAUUAAACACCAUGCAAGAGUCUUAUGCAAAAAACUUCUUUUAUGAAAAUACAAGCUUUGAUAACUUUCAAGUUGUGAAAUUCAUAUCCAAAGAUAUUUCAAGUAGAAGUGUUCCAAAAAAGAAUGAAAAUUUAUCUCCUAGCCUUUUAAGUAUUGCAUUUACUUUAUACAAUGAAAACUUAAUUGAAAAAUCAAAGCAUGAAAACAAUUGUCAAAGAAAACUGGCUUUAAAUUUUCAUAAGUUACUAAGUUAUGUCAAUCUUCAACUUAAUGAAUCAUUAAAACUGUAGAAAUAUAGUUAUUAGGACAAAAUUUUUUUUAAAUUAUUUUGUAAAUAAAAUUAAUUAUUG